AUGUCAAAGGAAGAAAAAGGUGAAACAGAAAAGUCACCAACACCUCCACUGAAUGCCAAAGGACUUUUCGAGACCUACGAGAAGGACGGGAAAAGAAUCACUGAGAUAUUGAGGUUUAACGCAGUCGAGGUGUUCUUCGCCGGAUUCAUUCCACCAUUGGUCGGUUCCGUUUCAGCUAUCGCUAUCGCGUUGAUAUUUCACAAUGACGAGAUCAGCAACUAUAACUGGCAAUGUGGUCGAGCUCGUUUACCUUCUCUUUCUCGUAUCAUCAAUUUGUCCGUAGAAAGAACGUUCUGGCAGUUGUUCCUCCUCUUUCACGUGCCUAUAAGAGUAAUCGAACUUGUCACAGGCUUUUCGCGAUAUAAACGAUUGCGGAAUAUCCACUACACUCACACUCGACUCUAUGAACUCGCAAGAUACGGCUAUUUCUAUAUUGGACUAGCUGAACUGGUCUUUCUCUCAGCGCUUUCUAUCGUUGGAGAAAGGGAGAACAUACAGAUGCACGUCAUUUUCUUCUACAUCUUCGGCUUCUGCGGCAUCGCCCAUAUGUUCUCCAAUAUUUUCUGCCAUGCCCACUCACUCUACUACAUAAACCCUUACGGUCGGCUUUCUUAUUAUCUGAAAAUUAUUUUCACAUCCCUUUACGUUCUGUCAGCUCCGGUCCUAGUGGGUGCUUUCAUUUUGUAUUGGAAAAAAUGUAUUACAUGGGCCUAUGACGUAUUUGCAAUCUGUGAGUAUUGCGGAGUUUUCUUGAACAUUUGCUUCCAUGGUUGUGCAUUCUUUGAUAUCCGGUACAAGGUGUGCUUCAGCGUUCGUCAUGUGGAACCAGUGAAAAAUAAGGAAGGAGAGGAGGUGGGGAAGGAGAAAGUGAACGGUGACAUUGAGCUGAAGGAUCGUGCGCACGGCUGA
Necator americanus (New World hookworm) is the source of this 909-nucleotide messenger RNA. RefSeq lists its product as uncharacterized. The transcript has 8 exons. Gene Ontology annotation, biological process: GPI anchor biosynthetic process. Bases 1 to 909 code for a protein of 302 amino acids. Lineage: Eukaryota; Metazoa; Nematoda; Chromadorea; Rhabditida; Ancylostomatidae. The record is from RefSeq and is a predicted model, not a curated record. Gene Ontology annotation, cellular component: Golgi membrane; endoplasmic reticulum membrane.